GUGAAGGUAGGUUGGCGGGGAGGCGUAGUAAGUGGCCGUUAUUGAGGAGGCGAAGGGGCUGCGCUCUUGAGGAGAGAGAGAGAGAGAGAAAAAAAUAUUAUUGUUGUUAUUACUGCGGCUCCCGCGGGGCGUCGAAACCCGUGUUGCCGUUUUGUUUGAAAUAAAGUCACAUCAAGACUCUCCCCUCACGCCGCCCCCACCCUCUCCCUCCCCUCGGGAAGGGGUGACUGGACUGUGAAGUUAUCGCUAUGGAAGAAGAAGGCUCCGGCGGCGGCGGCGGCGACGGUGACGUGUUUACGGUGGAGCACGAGCUGAGGAACGCAAAUUUAACUGGGCACUCUGAGAAGGUUGGGAUUGAAAAUUUUGAACUACUGAAGGUCCUUGGAACAGGAGCUUAUGGAAAAGUAUUUCUUGUGAGGAAAAUCAGUGGCCAUGACACUGGGAAGCUUUACGCCAUGAAAGUGCUGAAGAAGGCAUCAAUAGUUCAGAAAGCGAAGACCGCAGAACACACCAGAACAGAACGUCAAGUAUUGGAACAUAUUCGACAGUCACCAUUCCUCGUCACGUUACAUUAUGCCUUCCAGACGGACACAAAACUCCAUCUUAUUUUAGAUUAUGUGAAUGGAGGAGAGUUGUUCACCCAUUUGUCACAGAGGGAGCGCUUUACAGAGAACGCAGUGCGAAUAUACAGUGGAGAAAUAGUACUGGCACUGGAACAUCUACACAAGCUUGGAAUUAUAUACAGAGAUAUAAAACUUGAGAAUAUUCUGCUGGACAGUAAUGGCCAUGUGGUGCUAACAGACUUUGGACUCAGCAAAGAAUUUCUAGUGGAUGAAAAUGAGCGAGCGUAUUCUUUUUGUGGAACCAUAGAGUAUAUGGCUCCUGAAAUAGUUCAAGGAGGAGACGCUGGGCACAACAAGGCUGUCGAUUGGUGGAGUCUCGGAGUCCUAAUGUAUGAACUGAAAACAGGAGCAUCGCCUUUUACUGUUGACGGGGAAAGGAAUUCACAGACAGAAAUUUCUAAGAGGAUUCUUAAAAGCGACCCUCCGUAUCCUCCAGAGAUCAGUCCUUCAGCUAAAGACGUGAUUCAGCGACUCCUGAUCAAAGAUCCCAAGAAACGGUUGGGCUCUGGCUUAGGAGGAUCUGAAGAAAUUAAGUCUCAUCCGUUUUUCCAGAAUAUCAGCUGGGACGAGUUGGCUGCUAAAAGUAUUGUAGCUCCAUUUAAACCGGUUAUCAGGGACGAGCUGGAUGUCAGCAAUUUUGCAGAUGAGUUCACGGAAAUGGAUCCCACAUACUCACCUGCGGCGCUGCCUCAAAACUCCGACAGGAUUUUCCAGGGCUAUUCUUUUAUUGCUCCUUCUAUUCUCUUCAAACGUAAUGCCGUGAUGACUGAUCCCAUUCAGCUUCUCUUGGGAGUGGAACGGCCUGGCAGCACAUCCAUUGCACGCAGCGUCAUGAUGAAGGAUUCUCCAUUUUAUCAGCACUAUGACCUUGAUCUCAAAGACAGUCCGCUUGGAGAAGGAAGUUUCUCUAUCUGUAGGAAGUGCUGCAAUAAGAAAACGGGGCAGGAAUUUGCAGUGAAAAUCAUCAGCAAAAGAAUGGAGGCCAACACUCAAAGAGAGAUAGCAGCACUGAAACUCUGUGAAGGACACCCUAAUGUUGUAAAACUGCACGAUGUUUUUCACGAUCAGUUACACACAUUUCUGGUGAUGGAGCUUCUGAAAGGAGGUGAGCUGCUCGAUCGCAUCCGGAGGAAGAAGCACUUCAGUGAAACCGAAGCCAGUCACAUCAUGCGCAAGCUGGUCUCGGCCGUCAGUCACAUGCAUGAUGUGGGAGUCGUCCACAGGGAUUUGAAACCGGAGAAUUUGUUGUGCGCAGAUGACAGUGACAACACAGAAAUAAAGAUUAUCGAUUUAGGCUUCGCUCGGUUAAAACCCCCGGACAACCAGCCGCUGAAGACUCCGUGCUUCACCCUGCACUACGCAGCUCCUGAACUGCUGAAGGACGAUGGCUACGAUGAGUCCUGUGACCUGUGGAGUUUAGGUGUCAUUCUGUACACUAUGCUGUCGGGGAAAGUGCCCUUCCAGUGUGAGGGGAAAACUCUAACUUCCACCAGUGCUGAAGAAAUCAUGAGGAAAAUCAAGCAAGGAGACUUCUCUUUUGAAGGAGAGGCCUGGAGAAAUGUCUCCCAGGAGGCCAAGGAGUUAAUCCAAGGACUUCUCACUGUUGACCCAAAUAAACGGAUCAAAAUGUCCAGUCUGCGGUACAACGAGUGGCUUCAGGACGGGAGUCAGUUGUCGUCCAAUCCACUGAUGACACCAGACGUGCUUGGUUCCUCAGGUGUUUCUGUCCACACCUACGUCAAGGCAACCUUUCACGCCUUUAACAAGUGCAAAAGGGAAGGCUUCUGCCUGCAGAACGUGGACAAGGCGCCACUGGCCAAGCGCCGCAAGAUGAAGAAGACAAGCACGAGCACGGAGACCCGCAGCAGCUCCAGCGAGAGCUCCCACUCCUCCACCUCCUCCUCCUCCUCCUCCCACUCGCACGGCAAGAUCAACCCCGCCAAGGUGCUCCAGCCCAGCACCCCCGCCGACAGCAAUCCCGACAGCAUCUUUCAGUUCUCCGACUGAAGCCGUUCGGUCACAAUGUCGUGGCCUGUUUUUAAGCCCCACCAUCUUGUGAGAACCAUGGGCUGCUCUUUCGCCCGCCCGCCCGAAACAUACCAACAGUCCUGAAGAUUUUUUUUGAA
Messenger RNA from Callorhinchus milii (elephant shark), 2749 nucleotides. It is a transcript of the gene rps6ka5, whose product is annotated as ribosomal protein S6 kinase, polypeptide 5. Lineage: Eukaryota; Metazoa; Chordata; Chondrichthyes; Chimaeriformes; Callorhinchidae. Bases 249 to 2630 code for a protein of 793 amino acids. Gene Ontology annotation, biological process: regulation of DNA-templated transcription; protein phosphorylation; intracellular signal transduction. The transcript has 17 exons. The record is from RefSeq and is a predicted model, not a curated record. Gene Ontology annotation, molecular function: ATP binding; magnesium ion binding; protein serine/threonine kinase activity.